ACAUAGCAAACCAAAUACAGAAUGUUCAGCAUAGGACAAAGCUCGAUGCUGAAAGCAGCUUUCUUCAAUGGAGCUAAAUUUACCAAUUUUGUUCGUGGAAUAGCAAAUUUGGGAUUCUUACAACCAGCCGAAGGAUCCACUGCUUAUGUCAGACGUGUGGGUCGUGGUGCCUCGUCUGGAAGAGGUAAGACUUCCGGUAGAGGUCACAAGGGUCAGAAGGCCAGAGGUAGUGUUCCUGUAUGGAUGGAAGGUGGUCAAACUCCAUAUUUCAAGAGAUUCCCAAUGACUGGGUUCAACAGAGCACAUAGAAAAAUAUAUCAUGAAUUGAAUUUGGAAAGAAUUCAAACUUUCUGGGAUAAUGGAAGAAUUCCAUUGAAGGAAGGUGAAACUUUGACUAUUAAGGUCAUGAGAGAUAGUGGAUUAAUUACCGGUAACUUAAAGGAUGGUGUCAAGAUUUUAGCCAACGGUAAGAAUGAUUACAAUGUUCCUUUAAGUGUCGAGGCUUCUAAAGCAUCUGAUUCUGCUAUCAAGAUCAUUGAAGGAUUAAACCAAACCUUUACUUCUAGAUACUUCACCAAGUUAUCAUUGAAGGCUCAUGUUGACCCAGAUUACUUUUUAUUGAGAAAAGGAUAUGUUCCAAUACCUGCUAGACCAACUCACAAAAGAGACAUUAAAUAUUAUUCCAAUCCAGAUAAAAGAGGUUAUUUAUUAAAUGACAGAUCAUUGUUAUUAGAUCACAUGGGUCGCCCCACUCAUGCUAGAGUUGUUAAAAAGUCCAAGACCACAUUCAAAGAUCUCUUAGAUGCUGCUUCUACAUCCAGAAUAGAAUCCACCCAAAAGAGAGUUCGUCUUGCUGACCUUUAAAUAGUUUUACUUGUAAAUAAAUAUAAAUACACAUUCAAAUAACAAUGCUAUAUAACCGGGACUUCCACAUCUACAAAUAAUUCUAAAAGGUUUUCCACAAUAACUUGGAUGUCGUUCAACCUUAUGGGAGUCUUUUUCUGUGCACUCAGUUUGUUAAAAUUGUAGUUGUAUUUUCGAAGGGCAAACAACGCCGCCUUGUAGGUCAUUUGAUGUAUUUCCUUGAUAGUCAACUUGUCAUUAAAGGAUUCAACCAUAUUAGCUGAGAGUCCUCGCAUUCUUAAUCCAGAAAGAAUAAUUUUGUUAAUGGCAGUAUUGAUUUGUUCUUGGGUAGUAAGGGUCAGUGAACUUGAACUUACAUGCAGAGACUGACUAGUACUUACCAAGAAAGGGUUUGGUUUCAAUUUCUUCUUUUCUAGUACUUUGUCAAAGAUGAUGGAAGACAGUGUACGUUUUGCUUUUGUUAUUACAUUUGAAGUUGUAGUCUCACUAAUCAAGCUAUCAAGUUUAGAUAUAUUCCCGAGAUUUAGUAUCAAUGCUUUAAUUUGUUCCGAUUGUCGUUCAAAGUAGAAAGCAAGGUAAAUGUCGUGGGCUGCAUGAACCAACAAACCCAAUGUAUCAUUGUUGUCAAGUAGCGAAAACCUUAGUAAAUGCUGCUUAAAAUAGGUGUUAGUAUUUAGAUCAUUUGAAAAGACAGCCAACGACUUUCCAAAUAACAAAUACAACGGUAUGCGAGUAACUUUAAUAUAGUGUGGUGAUUGAAAUAAUUGUGCAGUAGGAAUCAACUUUGGUAACUCUUUUGCCACGGUAACAUCGUCAGUCCAUAGCUGAAUAUCGUCGAUAGUGUGGCCAGAUUGGCUUUGAAAUCGGAUAGUAGUAACUUGAUUCAUUCAAAUACGCUAUAAACCUUUGAUAGAGACCAUAUUCUAGUGGUGAAUCAGGUU
Messenger RNA from Spathaspora passalidarum NRRL Y-27907, 1805 nucleotides. RefSeq names its product mitochondrial 54S ribosomal protein uL15m (gene MRPL10). The transcript has a single exon. Gene Ontology annotation, cellular component: mitochondrial large ribosomal subunit. Gene Ontology annotation, biological process: translation. NCBI's taxonomy places the organism in Eukaryota, Fungi, Ascomycota, Pichiomycetes, Serinales, Debaryomycetaceae. The record is from RefSeq and is a predicted model, not a curated record. Gene Ontology annotation, molecular function: structural constituent of ribosome. The coding region runs from base 22 to 864 and encodes 280 amino acids.